Messenger RNA from Hyalella azteca, 324 nucleotides. RefSeq names its product glycine-rich RNA-binding protein 7-like. NCBI's taxonomy places the organism in Eukaryota, Metazoa, Arthropoda, Malacostraca, Amphipoda, Hyalellidae. Bases 1 to 324 code for a protein of 107 amino acids. The record is from RefSeq and is a predicted model, not a curated record. The transcript has a single exon.
AUGGAAGAACAAAGACAGCGCAAAAACGUAAAGAUUGGCGGUGGCCGCUACAGAAGUGAUGGUGGUGGCCACUACAGAAGUGAUGGUGGUGGCCACUACAGAAGUGAUGGUGGUGGCCACUACAGAAGUGAUGGUGGUGGCCACUACAGAAGUGAUGGUGGUGGCCACUACAGAAGUGAUGGUGGUGAUCACUACAGAAGUGAUGGUGGUGGCCACUACAGAAGUGAUGGUGGUGGCCACUACAGAAGUGAUGGUGGUGACCACUACAGAAGUGAUGGUGGUAGCCACUACAGCAGUAAUGGCGGUGAGGCCUUUUACCUCUAA